AUGACGUUCCCGCCACCAGUGACACCCCAACCUGCCCGAGACUCGGCGGCAGAAUUGACAGACGUAUUGCGGAUCGUAGUACGAAACCUAUCUGAUGACCAGUCAGCUAACAACUCAGCCUCCACUAGGGAAGCCAGAUGUCUGCGGGAUUUUAAAAGGGGUGACCCACAAACCUUCAAGGAAACUUCCGAUGGCCCGACAGAGACACAGUCGUGGCUGAGUUCCAUAGAGACCGUAUUCAGGCUGACAAACUGUCUCAAAGACCAAAAGGUGGAAUGCGCAGCAUUCAUGCUACCCGGGGGUGAAAUCUCAUGGACAGAAUUUAAGGAGGCCUUUGCAGAGGUGUACUACCCAGACGACGUCCAAAUCCGCAAACAUCAGGAACUCACUCACCUGAAGCAGAAAGGGCAUUCGGUUACUGCCUAUGCCAGAGAGUUCACCAAGUUGAAAUGCUUUGCCCCGGAUUUGGUAGACACCAACUAUAGGACAGCCCGCCAGUUUGUGCUGGGGUUGGACCGAAAGAUCCGUAAUGUGGUUGAGGCAAUAGCACCUACGACUUAUGCUGAGAGUAGCACGGGCCAUGGAGGGGACCGAUGGAUCGAGCGAAUCCCGCUCAUCGACCUAGAGAUGAAAACGACGUAG
Messenger RNA from Cucurbita moschata (crookneck pumpkin), 642 nucleotides. RefSeq lists its product as uncharacterized. NCBI's taxonomy places the organism in Eukaryota, Viridiplantae, Streptophyta, Magnoliopsida, Cucurbitales, Cucurbitaceae. Bases 1 to 642 code for a protein of 213 amino acids. The transcript has 2 exons. The record is from RefSeq and is a predicted model, not a curated record.